This is a messenger RNA of Schizophyllum commune H4-8, 3858 nucleotides long. Its product is annotated as transcription factor. Gene Ontology annotation, biological process: nuclear-transcribed mRNA catabolic process, nonsense-mediated decay. Gene Ontology annotation, cellular component: exon-exon junction complex; cytoplasm. Gene Ontology annotation, molecular function: protein binding; RNA binding. Lineage: Eukaryota; Fungi; Basidiomycota; Agaricomycetes; Agaricales; Schizophyllaceae. The record is from RefSeq and is a predicted model, not a curated record. The transcript has 19 exons. Bases 42 to 3491 code for a protein of 1149 amino acids.
GGGCCCGGCUUGACUUCAACUUUCAUCAUCGCCAGCGGACAAUGGAGAAGGACAGCGCCACGAAUGCGACGCCCGCAGCGAGCAAGUCGGACGAGGAUGCGCGCUACCAGCGGCGCCUCAAGCUUCGGGAGCUCAACGUGAACCCCGGGAAGCUCGAGUCCUCCAAGCUCGACUCCUCUCUCAAGCGCCAUACCGCCCUCAUUAAGCGGAUGCGCCUCUCCCUCGCCGCGGACAACCGGGAUCAGAUCAUGAAGGACCUCGACACCCUCACACUUGAGAAGUAUAUUGAGGAGAUGCCUAGUGCAGUGCUCGAGGGAAUCUCACGCUGCAAGACCGAGAAGGACGUAUGGAGCGCGGUUGAAAUCGUGUCCGCCCUCCAUCGGCGCUUCCCCGAGAGCUUUACGCCCUCACUCGUCUCCGAUCUAGCAGCCGCCCUUGCUCCCCCCUCUCGCGAAUAUCUGUCAUCCUUGUCCCCCGAACAGCGCGAAAAGGAAGAUGCCGCGCGCAUCUCUCGACAGCGGCCCAUUCUUCGUCUAUGUUCCGAGCUCGCGCUCGUUGGGAUCAUCCGCGAUGCGCCCAAUCGCAGUGGGGGCGAAUGGGUUAUGAAGACAAUCAAAGGAUUGCUUUCCAACGAUCCCACACUCUCGUCACUUCCCCUUCUCUCGACCUUCUUGAAGGCGUAUUCCCGUCCCUUCCUCGGUAUAUCCACAUCCUCCUCCCUCACUAAGCAGCAAGCCUCCGCAGAAGCGGCGCCAGGCGAUCUAUCCUCGACCACCCAAGCGUCUGCCGACUUCCCUACGCUCACCAAAGAUGCAGACGAGCUAGUAGAGCAGGACAUCCGCGACCGCUUUCGCCGCAUGUGCGAGGGCUACUUCGAGAGUGUCUCAAAGAAGCUGCUGAUCGAGCAUAAACGCCUCCAAGACCAGGACCGCCGCAAUCACGAAGCAUACAUCCGCUCGGGCGAGAUCUUUGAGGACAGACAGCAGGCGUACGAGAAGAUGACCAAGAACUAUGAGAAGCUGCUCUCGAGCGUGCAAAUGCUCUCCGAAUUGCUCUCCCUCCCCAUGCCGUCCCUUCCCACCGCAUCACAAAAAUCCGACUCCAUCCUCAUCGGUGGUGCGAGCAGCAGCGUUCUUGGCGGCGACGGCGGCGAAGAGAUCACCAGCGCCGGGAAGUGGGAGGACGAGGAGGAGCGCCGCUUCUACGAGGAUGUGCAGGACCUCAAGGACUUCGUGCCGAAGAGCGUUCUCGGCAUAGAAGGGAAGGAGGGCGAGGACGCGUCGCAGGAAGAGCAGGAGGACGAGGAAGAAAGACAAGCGCGCGAGAAGGAGGAGGUCAAGAAGCUCGAGGAGGAGUUGCAGAAGUUGGAUGUUAAUGGCGCGGCUCCUUCAGCUCCUGCUAGAGUGGACGAUGAGAGCAAGGAUGAUGAGCCGGAUGAUGAGGGGCUUGCUACGCCCACGCCAGGCACACCGAAGGCUACCACGCCGCCCUUGUCGCCGCAUGUCGCUCCGCAGGGCCCGUCUCAAAUGCUGACGGCACUGCUCGCGAGACUCUCAGACGCCACAAACCGUGCUAUGAUCGACCAGGCGGCCAUCGACUUCGCUUUCCUCAAUACCAAAGCGGCGCGGAAGCGGCUCGUCAAGUUCCUCUCCCAAGUACCCAAGAACAGGACCGACCUCCUGCCGCACUACUCCCGGCUCGUGGCCACGCUCAACAAGUACAUGCCGGAUAUCGGGACGGAGCUGGUGUCGAUUCUCGACGAGGAGUUCCGAUACCUGCAGCGGAAGAAGAAUGUGGUGAAGGAGUUGUCGGAGGUUAGGUUGAAGAACAUCAUGUUCCUGUCGAACUUGACGAAGUUCCGAGUGGUACCGGCCCAUGUCAUCCUGCACAUGUUCAAGGUUUGCUUGGACGACUUUUCGGGGACGAACGUCGACAAUAUUGCCCUGCUGCUGGAGAACUGUGGGCGCUUUCUGCUACGAAGCGAUGAUACGAGAGAGCGCUUUGCGACGAUGCUCGAACUCAUGAGGCGCAAGCAGAGUAUGCAGCACUUUGAUCAGCGGCAAACGUUGCUUCUCGAGAAUGCUUAUUAUCAGUGCAACCCUCCGGAACGGGCACCUAUCCGUGUCAAGGAGCGCACGCCCAUGGAGCUCUUCAUUCGGCACCUCAUCUACGACGUCCUCACCAAGCGCACCAUCGACAAAGUCCUCAAGCUCAUCCGCAAGCUCGACUGGGCCGACCCCGCCGUCGUGCGCGCCCUGCACAAGGUCUUCACGAAGCCCUGGAAGAUGAAGUACGGGAGCAUCAGCUUCCUCGCGAUGCUCGUGUACGACUUGCAGCGCUACCACCUCGAGUUCUCGAUCGGCGUCGUCGACCAGGUGUUGGAGGACGUGCGAAGGGGCCUGGAGCACAACAUCUAUAAGCUGAAUCAGCAGAGGGUGGCGACGGUGAAGUAUCUCGGGGAGAUGUAUAUCUACCGGCUGUUGAGCUCGAGCAUCGUGUUCGACACGUUGUGGUCGUUGGUGACGUUUGGGCAUCCGGAGGGACGGCCCCUACCACGCCAGCCAUGUCCUCUGGACAUGCCCGACGAUUUCUUCCGCAUACGUCUUGUUUGCGUCUUGCUCGACACAUGCGGCAUGUGCUUCGAUCGAGGGACGCAGAGGAAGAAGCUGGACAACUUCUUGACGUUCUUCCAGUACUAUGUCCAUUGCAAGGAACCUUUACCCAUGGACGUCGACUUCAUGCUGUCAGAUUCAAUGGAGGCUGUCCGUCCCAAGCUAACCUUCGCGAAAUCCCUGGAGGAAGCCGCGGUGGCUGUCGAUGAGAUGAUAAACAAUGCAUUCCAGACAGGGCCGGCAGAUGCCACCGAUGGGGAGGAUAGUGGCGAGGACAGCGGAGAUGAAGAAGAGGAAGGCCUCGACGAGGAUAAAGAAGAGAAGGAAGAUAAGGAGGAAGAUGAGGAAGACACAGACGCUCUCGACUCGCCGACGGACGAACGCGCACCCUCCCCAGAUGAUGACCAUGUCGUCUUUUCUGGCUCGACCUCGCACGAAAAUCUCGGUCCAUCAGAAGAGGCAGACGCCGAAUUUGCAAAGGAGCUGGCAAAGAUGGUCAUGGACACCUCGGCGGAGUCGCGCAAGGUGGACAAGAAGACUGCGCUCGCGUUGUGGGACUCUGCGGUACUACCUCAAGGACUUAGGAGGAAGAAGGGGGAGGAGGCCGACGGCGAAGGCGCGGCGCCCGAGGAAGAAGGGAUGAAGUUCACUGUCAUCACUCGACGAGGCAACAAGCAGCAGACGCGGCAACUGGCGGUUCCUACCGAGUCGCCGCUGGCCGUGUACACACGGACCGCACAGAUGCAGGAUAAGGUGGAACAGCAGCACCUCAAGCGCUUGGUUCUGGACUACGAGCAGCGUGAAGAAGCCGAAGAGUGGAAAGCGUUGGAACAGCGCAGUCGCUUGGGAGGUGGCAUCAAGAUUCGCUACGUCGGGUGAUACGUGCUGUGUCCGACUACACUGCGACCAAAGGAGAAAGACCCACAUCCGAAACGUAUCCCGUGGCUCUCGAGAUUUGGGUGCGCCACCGCACCGCUGCAUGUGCUCCGCGCCAUGGAGCGGCGGCUCUAGUCUGGGGCCGCCAUUGUUCUACUGAUUCCCCGUCCCCGCAAAUGCGGGACCGGGCGCCAGGUGCUGUGCGUGCUGCACGCAUGACAUGUCGUCUGUCGUCGAUCCCCCGGCUCUGCCGUCCACCCUGGGGACGCAGGCUCCUCAGUCAGGCGCGGCGCAGGCGAGCGUGCCAUGGUAGACACCCAGAUAGACUGUUGAUAGCGGACGUAAUUGAUUGAUUGAUCCGGGUCCUGAA